Molecule: messenger RNA, 1075 nt
Organism: Mesitornis unicolor (brown roatelo)
Lineage: Eukaryota; Metazoa; Chordata; Aves; Mesitornithiformes; Mesitornithidae
Gene: MTFR1
Product: mitochondrial fission regulator 1
Exons: 7
Coding region: 68-1075 (335 amino acids)
Biological process (GO): mitochondrial fission; aerobic respiration
Cellular component (GO): mitochondrion
Source: RefSeq, a predicted model, not a curated record
GAACCUCCGCAGCCCUGUAGGUUUGGAAGCCUUAAAUCCAGGUUUGGAAAGGCUUUUUCCGUUCCAGAUGAUUUGCUGGCUUAAGCGCUUAAUUAGGAUGGCUUUUGAGCAAGUUGGAUUAAACAUGGAAUCAGUGCUUUGGUCGAGCAAGCCUUACGGUUCAUCUCGAAGUAUUGUAAGAAAAAUUGGUACUAACCUCUCUCUUAUACAGUGUCCAAGAGUUCAGUUUCAGCUUACUUCCCAUGCCACAGAAGGAAACCAUCCUAAUCAACUUCGAGAGGAUGCCGUGGCCUCCUUUGCAGAUGUGGGAUGGGUUGCUCAAGAAGGUGGUGAAGUCUCUACGAGGCUCAGGUCAGAAGUUUGGUCAGAACCAGCCCAGCCUCUUUCAGGUGAACUGCAUCAUUCUGGAAGGUCCUCACGCAGGCAGACGUCUUUACAAAACCCCUCGGAAGAAGAACUAGCAUCCAGGAGCACUGUGACUGCAAACGAAGAAGCUUUGCAGAAGAUCAGCGCUCUGGAAAACGAGCUAGCCACUUUAAGAGCACAGAUAGCCAAAAUCGUCAUCUUGCAAGAACAGCAGAACCUGACAGCAGCUGGGUCAAGUCCAGUUGCUUCAGUGACUGUCCCUGUCGCGCCUCCACCGCCGCCGCCUCCUCUGCCACCCCCGCUCCCUCCCCCAGGUCUGCAGCCCAGCAAGUCUGCGAUUGAGCUCAUUAGAGAGAGGAAAAACAGAAAAACAAACUCUGACCAGAGUCUGACAGAAAAUGGGCCAAAGAAGUCUGAAAUACCAAACAUGCUAGAAAUCCUCAAAGACAUGAACAGUGUGAAACUACGCUCAGUGAAAAGAUCAUCAGAAGGUACCAAAUCUAAAGUGGCUGACCCUGCGGAUCCCGCAGCAUUGAUAGCAGAAGCACUCAAGAAGAAAUUUGCGUAUCGAUACCGAAACGACAGCCAAAGUGAAGUAGAAAAAGUGGUUCCAAAGACUGAGACAAAGACGACGACUGAGGUAGUGCUGUUUGGACCGCACAUGCUGAAGUCUACAGGGAAGAUGAAGACAUUAAUUGAAAAAUCUUAA